Messenger RNA from Oncorhynchus gorbuscha (pink salmon), 549 nucleotides. RefSeq lists its product as uncharacterized. The transcript has a single exon. Bases 1 to 549 code for a protein of 182 amino acids. Lineage: Eukaryota; Metazoa; Chordata; Actinopteri; Salmoniformes; Salmonidae. The record is from RefSeq and is a predicted model, not a curated record.
AUGAAACCAACGUUCUGGAGAGACCCAUCGCUGUGGCGCUCCACCAACGUUCUGGAGAGACCCAUCGCUGUGGCGCUCCACCAACGUUCUGGAGAGACCCAUCGCUGUGGCGCUCCACCAACGUUCUGGAGAGACCCAUCGCUGUGGCGCUCCACCAACGUUCUGGAGAGACCCAUCGCCGUGGCGCUCCACCAACGUUCUGGAGAGACCCAUCGCCGUGGCGCUCCACCAACGUUCUGGAGAGACCCAUCGCCGUGGCGCUCCACCAACGUUCUGGAGAGACCCAUUGCCGUGGCGCUCCACCAACGUUCUGGAGAGACCCAUCGCCGUGGCGCUCCACCAACGUUCUGGAGAGACCCAUCGCCGUGGCGCUCCACCAACGUUCUGGAGAGACCCAUCGCCGUGGCGCUCCACCAACGUUCUGGAGAGACCCAUCGCUGUGGCGCUCCACCAACGUUCUGGAGAGACCCAUCGCUGUGGCGCUCCACCAACGUUCUGUCAAAAAAAAUCACAGAGCAGAAAUUAUGUGGCAGAAACAGCCCAUGUUAG